AUGGGUUCUGAGUUACCAAGUAUCAGGAUCUCGCCAGCAUCGCCUGCAACAACUUCCUCCAACGACACGAUUGAAUCUCCAACUAAGGAGCAAGAAGAGCCCUCAGAUGUCUCGUAUCUACGCAACUGGAGCAGAGGGGAGGAUUACGAGGAUCUUGAUGAUCUUUUGCGACGCGUAGCUAUCAAGCACGAGGAUCAAGGGCAUAUUGAGUCGUUCUGGUCUUCCCAACUCCUAGCAGCGGUGAUGACUCGUGAGCGAAUUUUAGAGGAACUGAUCCGUCUCAAGGACGGAUUUGGAGAACGGGCAAUAGGCAGUCUUGCUGAUGAGAUCUCUACAGGAUGUCGUAAGAUCUUUGCAAUUCUGAGUCUACUCGGAAGAGGCAAGUGCGUUGUGGGGUUCAUGCAUGACAACAUUAAAGAUACAGAUCUACCUUUGGUUCCGUGCAUCAAAGGUCCAGAUCGACGCCACGUUCUCGCGCGAAAAACUGUGCCAGCAGUUCCUCUACGAUGUCUGCAAGAUUGGCCCACCAACGAUCGCAAGUCCUUCAAGGAAAUGCAGUAUCGGACAUCUCCAGAGUUCUUAGACCUAGCUACUGGUCCUAACACCAGUAGAAGAGAAAUACAGCACAAGGAAUUCAAACCCACUGCUAUAAUCCCUCUCAUGGAAAGCCAACAGAGAGAGCACGGUGGUUACGGAAUUGUUAGUAGAGUCAAGAUCCAUCCUCAUUGCCACGGCUUCUGCGACAUACUCAAGCCGAUCAAGACCGACCAGUAUUUUGCGCUCAAAAUGAUCAUCAAAACACCCAAAGCAAAGCAGACCAACAGCGAAAUCGAGUUCUGGAAUGAGGUCAACAGCCUGAAACGUUUCAGUGGCUUUUCACAUGAGCACUUGGUGACGCUCUUGAUGACUUGGACAUUCCAGGACCACUAUUAUUUGCUUUUCCCUUUAGCCGAGUGUGAUCUGGAUCAAUACUGGGAGAGAAAGACUAUUCCAACCGAUUCAACGAACCGGCUGUUGGACUCCAAAACACUGAGCUGGCUGUUAGAGCAAAUGUACGGAAUAACAGACGCUCUGAAGCAUAUACACGACCCACCUGAGAACAACCUAUCAAUACAGGACCGCUUCGGUAGACACGGUGACCUUAAACCGGAGAAUAUACUCUGGUACCGUUCAGCGACACAUGCAAAUGGUAUCUUCGUAAUCGCUGAUCUCGGCUUGGCAAAACUCAAUACUAUUUUGAGUCGCUCAGCAGCACCCAAUAACAAGGUACACGCCACACCGCGGUACAGGCCCCCAGAAUAUGAUAUCAAAAAUGCCAAGAUCUCCCGGUCAUACGACAUCUGGACGCUGGGAUGUCUUCUCUUGGAGCUGGUGUGUUGGGCUCUUGGAAAUAACAAGGAUCGACAACGAUUUGCCAAUGCCCGAAUGUCACCUUACGUCACUGGUAGUUGUUCUGACAUCUUUUUCGAUGUCGAACGCAAGAAGAAACGUGCAGAUAAUACCGAACAGGGCGGGUUCGUCGUUCUAGUGAAGAAACAAGUGGCUGAGGAAAUCGCAAGACUUCACAAUCACCCUAAGUGCACAAUGUUCCUUCAUGAUCUCUUGUAUAUUAUCGAAGAAGAUAUGAUCGUCGUACUUUCUGCAACAAAAUCGAGGAUCAGCUCCUCACGCCUGCUGCACGAGCUAGGCAAUAUGCGCAUGAGAGUUGAUAAAGAAGGCCCGGCGUAUUUGCAACUCCCAUGCCCCAAACCGCGGUCUCCAAUUGUCUACGAUCCUGUCGAUGCUGUACUCAGCUUCUCGUUGACUGAAGACGAAGUAAACAAGCUCCACGUACACAGUGGUCGAAGUCAGCGUCCGGGGGAAGUUCGAUAG
This is a messenger RNA of Ascochyta rabiei, 1872 nucleotides long. RefSeq lists its product as uncharacterized. Gene Ontology annotation, molecular function: ATP binding; protein serine/threonine kinase activity. NCBI's taxonomy places the organism in Eukaryota, Fungi, Ascomycota, Dothideomycetes, Pleosporales, Didymellaceae. The transcript has 3 exons. The record is from RefSeq and is a predicted model, not a curated record. Gene Ontology annotation, biological process: peptidyl-serine phosphorylation; peptidyl-threonine phosphorylation. Bases 1 to 1872 code for a protein of 623 amino acids.